Hibiscus syriacus is the source of this 618-nucleotide messenger RNA. RefSeq names its product membrane-anchored ubiquitin-fold protein 1-like. NCBI's taxonomy places the organism in Eukaryota, Viridiplantae, Streptophyta, Magnoliopsida, Malvales, Malvaceae. Gene Ontology annotation, molecular function: protein binding. The coding region runs from base 147 to 494 and encodes 115 amino acids. The record is from RefSeq and is a predicted model, not a curated record. The transcript has 4 exons.
CAGAUGAUGGUAUUCGAAGUUUGAACUGGUUGAAUGCCCACCUUUUGGUGUCUUUACAGCAUUCCAGACCGAGGUUCUUGUUUACACUAAAGGAGAAGGGGCCAAGUAAAGAUCUUCAGGAGUAGGGAUUUUCAAGGUUCCUGGAGAUGGCCUGUGUUCAAGAUCAAUUGGAGAUCAAAUUUAGAUUGACCGAUGGAUCGGAUAUCGGUCCUAAAACCUUUCCUGCUGCUACCAGUGUUGCAACCUUGAAGGAAAGUUUUCUUGCACAAUGGCCUAAAGAGGAGGAGGAUGGUCCAAGAACAGUGAAAGAUCUCAAGUUAAUUAGUGCUGGAAAAAUAUUGGAGAACAACAGAACACUGGGGGAGUGCCAAAGCCCUCUUUGUGAUAUUCCUGGCGGGUUGACAACGAUGCAUGUCGUCGUUCAGACUCCUCCAGGGAAAGAAAAGGCAGCAAAUAAAACACAGCAGAACAAAUAUGUCUCUGUCAUAUUAUAAUCCACAGCUCGCCGAGAGGAUAACGUCAUUUUCAGACGAGGAGUGCUUGAACUGGUAUAGAAGUUCAACUUGGGGACUUUUACGAUUGAUGAAGGUGAUCAGCAACUCAGCAUCUUGCAUAUUU